Motacilla alba alba is the source of this 1122-nucleotide messenger RNA. RefSeq names its product mitochondrial calcium uniporter dominant negative subunit beta (gene MCUB). The record is from RefSeq and is a predicted model, not a curated record. The transcript has 7 exons. Bases 16 to 999 code for a protein of 327 amino acids. Gene Ontology annotation, cellular component: mitochondrial inner membrane; uniplex complex. Gene Ontology annotation, biological process: calcium import into the mitochondrion; mitochondrial calcium ion homeostasis. Gene Ontology annotation, molecular function: calcium channel inhibitor activity. Lineage: Eukaryota; Metazoa; Chordata; Aves; Passeriformes; Motacillidae.
ACCGUGACAGGCUGGAUGCUGCCUUUAUCCAGGUACACUUUGCAUCCUAACUAUUCUAAGGCAAGUUUCCUUGUGUCCGUGCUGCAGGUGGGGCUCUGGAGGUGCACCGGAGGUUGGAGGGGCCAGGAAGGAGCGCCUCACAGCACGCUGGUGCCAUCUGAUGAGGUAACUAUUAAUUACAGACAUGGUCUUCCUGUGAUAACUCUUAUGCUGCCCACAAGAAGUGAACGCUGUCAGUUCACUGUCAAGCCAGUAGUGACCACUGUAGGAGCAUUCCUGCAGGAUGUGCAAAGAGAAGAUAGAGGAAUUGAGAGAGCUGAAGUGUUUGCAACAGAUGGUAGCAAGGUCUCUGAUGCAACCUUAAUGGACGUCUUAUUGAUGAAUGACUUUAAGCUUGUUAUCAACAACACAGCAUACAGUGUGUCACCUCCUGUAAAAGAUAAGCUGAGUAGUGAGCAUGCUACUGAAAUGGAAGAUAUCAAAUCCUUGGUUCACAGACUAUUUGUGGCUCUACAUUUAGAAGAUCACCAGAUCAGGAAAGAGAGAGAAUUGCUACAGAAACUGGACCAUCUGAAAGGAGAGCUGCUGCCUCUUGAGCAGAUGAAAGCCAGAAUCAUGGACAGUGCAGAUGCAAAAACCUCCAGGCUUUUAUGGGUCGGCCUAGCCCUGAUGUCUACUCAGGGGGGAGCUCUGGCGUGGCUCACGUGGUGGGUCUACUCAUGGGACAUCAUGGAGCCAGUCACUUACUUCAUCACCUAUGGGAGUGCCAUGGCUUUCUACGCCUACUUCGUUCUUACCAAGCAGGACUACAUUUAUCCUCUUGCUAAGGACAGGCAGUUCCUCCACUACUUCUACCGCAAAUCCAAAAAGCAGCGUUUUAAUGUGGAACGAUACAACAAGCUCAAAGACGACCUAGCAGAGACAGAAGAAUCGCUAAGGCGUCUGCGCCAACCUCUGCACCUGAGACUUCCCAUCCAGGAAAUCAGCGACAAGGACUGACUUUGGUUUUGUGUAUAUUGGAGAUGCCCUUUCAAAGCUGAUAUGAACAUUUAGUUACUCCACAGCACCUGGGUAUUUUUGACCACUGAAGUUUUAAAAGUUGCAAUAAAUAGCUUUAAAAAU